This is a messenger RNA of Folsomia candida, 829 nucleotides long. RefSeq names its product C-type lectin 37Db. The coding region runs from base 142 to 651 and encodes 169 amino acids. The record is from RefSeq and is a predicted model, not a curated record. NCBI's taxonomy places the organism in Eukaryota, Metazoa, Arthropoda, Collembola, Entomobryomorpha, Isotomidae. Gene Ontology annotation, biological process: biological process involved in interspecies interaction between organisms. Gene Ontology annotation, cellular component: external side of plasma membrane. Gene Ontology annotation, molecular function: carbohydrate binding. The transcript has 5 exons.
CGCAUAGUUGCCACCAUAGAAACUUAAUAUUACGUUGCCACGCAACAAGACAACUUUCUAAAAAUCAUAUAUUAUUAUAUCGCUAAAAGGUUGCUAUAGUAGCGCUGACCAGUAGUCACACAACAGCCAAACUUUCAAGUCAUGACUACCAAUUUAUUGUUCCUUUCUCUCCUCUUGACGAGUAUUUUUCAGUGGUGUAGUCCAGAAACGUGCACUUCUCCGAGUGCGUCGUCGUCGUCAUGGAGCAUGCCAUUCGUUAAAUUAGGUCAAAAGAGAUAUUAUGUGGGGCACUUUUUUAAGGCCAACUGGUACAAAUCGCAGCAGUAUUGUCGCUACCAUGGAAUGCAAUUAGCGAGCAUCGAGUCAAAGGAGGAAAAUGAUGUGCUUGAGAAAUACGUGAAUGAAAUUGGCCUCGGCUCAGACCACUUCUGGACCUCCGGGACAGACCAAGGCGAAGAAGGGAACUUCAUCUGGUUUUCCACUGGGAAACCAAUCACGUUCACAAAUUGGAAUGCAGGUGAGCCGAACAACUUCAAGUACGAGAACGGCGAGGAAGAGCACUGUUUGGAACUCUGGAACAGGGACGCGAAAGGCCUCAAAUGGAACGACACGCCCUGCUCUUUCGAAACUUUCUUCGUUUGUGAAGCGUGAUUUUUUUUACAAAUUUUUGUUCCUCACCUAAGAAUUUAUUUUUUUAUGUGUGUCCUUCGCGCAGCCCGAGCCAUACAACUAGCCAAAUAAAUCGCCAUAUUUUUUUUCGUUAAGAAAUUUAUUAAAAAACUUUAAAAAAAUUACAAAAAUAAAUGGCACAUGUGUUUUUAAAAAAAAG